Molecule: messenger RNA, 864 nt
Organism: Closterium sp. Naga37s-1
Lineage: Eukaryota; Viridiplantae; Streptophyta; Zygnematophyceae; Desmidiales; Closteriaceae
Source: the annotation of a GenBank genome assembly
AUGGGGGGCCCCCGGGGAGGCUUGCCCGCGCGAAGAAACGCCCCGUGCGCACCACCGUUGGGCAGUUGGAAGCCGGACACGGUCGCGGGGGUGGAGAGCGGAAACGGGCAGCCGGGGGAGGGUGGGGGCGGUUGGACGGGAGUGGGGUCAGGGAUGGGGAGAAGGGAGCGUAACGAGGGGAAAGCAAAGGGCAGGGGGGGAGGAAGGGAGGGGCAGGGAGGGAAGAGGGUGAACGUACAAAGAGGGGAAACGAGGGGCAUGGAUGGUAGGAAACAAGGGCAGGGGUGCGGGAAAUCAAGGGCAGGGAGGGGAGAAGCAAUGGGUGCGGGGAGAACAAGGGAGGGGCAGAGGGGGUACAAGGUGAUCUCAGGGAGGGAAGAAACGUGGGGCAGGGAGGGGAGAAACCAAAGACAGGGGCAUGGGCAGGCGGGGGCAGGGAGGGAGCAAAGGAGAGGCACGGAGAAAGAAAGGGAGGUGCAGGGAGGGGAGAAACCGGGCGUGGGGGGGCGGAAAAUGAGGGGCAGGGCGGGGAGGAGGGAGAGGCAGGGAGGGGAGAAGCUGAGCGCACGGAGGGGGGAAAGGUGGGGCAGGGAGGUGGGAAGCCAAGGGCAAGUGGAGGAGAGUGGGGGGGCAGGGAGAGGGGGGAGGUGGGGAGCGGAGAAAGGCGGCGAGGGGCAGGGAGGGGAGAAACCAAGCAUAGGGGGGCGAGAAACGAGGGGCAGGGUGCGGAUUGAGGAGGGGCAGGGAGUGGAGUGGGUUAGCGAGGGGAAGGAAGAGGCGUGCAGCAGAGGAGGGGAGGGGGGAGGCGAAGGUAAACGAGGGGAGGGCACGGGCGGGGAGGAGCGAAUGGCGAGCGGUGGGUAA